Cyprinus carpio (common carp) is the source of this 3022-nucleotide messenger RNA. RefSeq names its product CD276 antigen homolog. The coding region runs from base 2308 to 2964 and encodes 218 amino acids. The transcript has 8 exons. Gene Ontology annotation, biological process: immune response; response to bacterium; T cell costimulation. Gene Ontology annotation, cellular component: external side of plasma membrane. The record is from RefSeq and is a predicted model, not a curated record. NCBI's taxonomy places the organism in Eukaryota, Metazoa, Chordata, Actinopteri, Cypriniformes, Cyprinidae.
CUAUACACACACACACACACACACACACACACACACUCCAAAGCCUCGGCACAGAACGAAACAUAAAUACAUUUUGGAAAAACGAGAAAAGGAAGUCGUAGAAACGAGAAAAAAAAAUAAAAAUUAACCGCAGAUUCUCGAAGAUGAUAGCAAGAUGCUGGGUCGUUUAUUUACUUCUACACCUGACAUGCAAAGUGUCUCUGCAGAACUCUGCAAAUAAAUUUAUUCGUGUUGUUGGAGACUCCGUCACUUUGCCAUGCAUAUAUGAGAACCAACAUCCAAGUACUAAUGUAUUAUGGCGAUUCAAUGUAAGCAAGAAAGUGGUAAAUAUUAUAAAUGGCAAUAGCAUAACAGAAAAGCAGGAUGAAAUGUUCAAGAAUCGAACAGAAAGUUUCCCUUCAGAGUAUGCAAAGGGAAACUACUCAAUUGAGCUUAAAGAUCUGAAGUUGACUCAUGCAGGAAACUACACUUGUUUUUUACAAAAGACAAAUGAGGAAAAGAAGAUACAGCUUUUUGUCAAAGAAAAGCCUGAAAAGCCAACAGAAAAGCCUGAGAAACCAAUUCAAAACCAAAGAAACUCAUGCAUGGAAACAGAGUCACUGAAGAUUAUGACUUUCUUAAUUGCUCUACUGUCACUUUUUCAUGUCUAAUAUUAAUACCACAACUGACAAUUACAAUGCUGUUACAAUAUAGGAAUACAAGCAAUUCAUUGCAGAGAUAAAGUGCCAUUUUUGAAACAUUACAAACGGUGUACCCAUGCUGACUGAUACACACACAAACCGCAUACACGGAAAGCAGCCUUUCAGACACAAUCCAGAAUUCAGUGCUCUUUCGCAGCUUUUUGCAUUUGAAUGGUCAUACAGCUACACUAUAUAACUUUUUGAGGUUUAAAAAUAAAACAUAUUUUAAACACAGGUUAUGCAGUGAUUUGAUUACAUUUGAUUAUUUAAUUUCUGUAUUAUUUCGUAUAUGAAUGCUACUGUCAAACAACUUAUUAAUAUCUUGAAGUGUCAUGAAGUAUCGUAUCAUGAAGUAAUUUGGUCAUAUUGGCCUAUAUCUGUUUAUCUUCAAAGUGUGUUCAUUUUUUUGUUACAUUCUGCUAAACCAUUAAAAAUUAAAUGAUGUAUUUAAAAAAAUAAAUACAUAAUGUGUUCUUAAUUCAGGUCUGCACAAGUUGUGAUUGUUACAUUCAUUUGGAGGGUUUUCUCACCGAUUACCUGCAGAAACUUUGACUGGCAGCUGUAUGAAUUUAUGAAUGAAGAUAUUUCAGUCACUGAAACCUUGAGCACAUGUUAUAACUUAGGGGGUAGUUCUGAGUAGAGUGUGUUUUGUGGAGUUGCAUUUCCAUCACCUGCAUUAUUGUCAACUUAAAGUUAUAUUCAUGUUCAUAAUGGCAUUCCAUGUGAAAUUGUAUGCAUUGGCAAAUAAUAGGUCUGCAAAAAGUGGGUGUUACAGAAUGAAAUCAUGUUGUUGAAGAGGACAGAUUAAAGGAAUUUUAUAGGAUUUAUAGUUGACAAGAAAAGUUGUUUUAGAGGUGGAGCAUGAAAGUUUGCAAUAUCUAUUAUUCUUUGUAAUAAUGUCUGCCAUGUAUAUAACAGUAUGUAAGGUACAUCAUCAUUUUAUACUCUUCUGUAAUUACACAUUUUGGAGAUGCUCUUUGAGAGCACCUGCUGGUGGCUUCCCCAAACAGCAAAUAUACAGAUUUUCUCACAGCCCCUGAUUUGAAUAUGUGGUCAGUGAUAUUGUGAUUUUGCCUAUAUUAUAUACAUAAGUGCAGAUUUCACUGUAAUAUUGUUCCAUUCAAAAAUGAGCUUGUGUGUUAUCGAUCAUUAAAAUACAUGGAAAACAAAAUGCUCUUAUUCCAUCCUGUGUGUGGUUGUUUGUCUUGUAGUUUAACACUACAGUGGUUUUGUCAUUCUAAAAACCAACAUGGUAAGCUUCCCAAGUUUUUGAGAAAAACCCAAUUAGUAGUGUAAUGUUUAAUAAUCCUUUCUUAUUUUCAAUUUUUUUUUUUUGUCUUUGGAUGUCUUUUUCAAAAAAUGACAAUUUAUAGUUGUCCAAAAGGUAUUUUGUUAACUUUUAAUUUUACCUUUAAAGUGCAGCUGGCUCAGGUCUGACCUUGUAUGAUGUCAAAUUAACUGGAAAAAAGGAUGAAUAAAUAAAAGUGCUGUGUGAGCAUGUGUUCAGCUCUGACUUCCCCUCUGGUCUGUGUGGUCGAGGUUUCAUCUAAAGCUCAGUAAUGUUUCCGCUCACAGUAAGAGAUGUUUGAAUGAUCACAGUAUAGAAGAUAUUCAUCUGGAUCAGACGAUGAAGAUCAUCCAGCUUCAGAUCUAUCUGUUGAUGUGGUCUCAAGUCACAGAGAGUCUAACAAACACAGCAGUAACUUUAGGAGCUGAUGUGAUUAUAAGCUGUGAUCUUGAUAUAGAGGAGAUUUACUGGUACAAACAGAAAUCACCGGAUCCUCCAGAGUUGAUGUUACGCACUUUUGAUAGCACAUAUGAAGAAGCACAAUAUGAAAACAGCAUCUUCAAACUCAAAUACUCAGUGAAAACUAACAGCCGUCUGUUCAUCAGAAAUAUCACCGCUGAUGAAUUAGGAGUUUAUUAUUGUGUCAAAACUAGUGAACCACUUAAAUUCAGCAACGGCACCAGAAUCUACAUCACUGACUCAGUCCACGAGAAUCAGACAGAAUCACAACAGGAGACACCAUGGAGAAACCUGACCAUCAUCACAUCUGUCCUGAAUGUGCUUCUGAUCGUUGCAUUAAUAGGUUUGGGAACGAGCUAUCUUCAGGCAAGAAGAUUUAAAAAUAGCUCAGAGAACCCUCAAAGUACCACAACAGCUCAUUACUCAAACGAUUCACAGCAUGCUGCGGUUGAUUUGUCCAUGCACCCCAGUGAAAACACGCCUUGCCAGGAACAGGCCAUCUACUAUCUUCUCCAGCCAGUUAAAAGUAUGACGUAACAUGCAUUAUAAAUAUAAUGUACAUAUACAAAUAUAUAUUAAAGUUUUCCAAACAUUU